Molecule: messenger RNA, 408 nt
Organism: Protopolystoma xenopodis
Lineage: Eukaryota; Metazoa; Platyhelminthes; Monogenea; Polystomatidea; Polystomatidae
Source: the annotation of a GenBank genome assembly
AUGAAUCAUCUGUCGUCUUCUGGUGGAAUCGACCUUCAAAUCUCUUCAUCAGACACCUUUUACCUCAAAAUAGAAGUGAGCUCAGCAAUUACCGGAUACUUGCAUUGUUUGCUGGCUUACUGGUUCAUAAUUGGCUCUCCGUUCUCCCUCUGCCCUUCAAUCCGAGUGGCCGGUCGGGCAGGGGUCGGAUUUGGGGUCCUUUCGUUGGCCACCUCCUCUCCGUCCGGACUGGGCCAAUCACUGGUUGGCGGCCAGAAGAAUUUUCGCCCUCCGGCUCGCCACGGCCUGUUCGUGCGCCCGAGGCGAGGCCAACGCCAGCACGAGUCCGAAUCGACGUCGAUGACCCGGGUUUCAAAACCAGCAGACCAUUGCCAACAGUUGAGUAGAUCGGAGGCCGAUUUUAUCUGA